Molecule: messenger RNA, 1120 nt
Organism: Marchantia polymorpha subsp. ruderalis
Lineage: Eukaryota; Viridiplantae; Streptophyta; Marchantiopsida; Marchantiales; Marchantiaceae
Source: the annotation of a GenBank genome assembly
UCACAGUUUCCGACCGGCGAGGAAAAUCCUACCGAUCACUUGUGGGCUGGGUUCGGAUAAUGCUCCGUGCGUGUCCGUGUCCGUGUCUGGUCGCCGCAGCAGCAGCAGCAGCAGCAAACGCUUCGUAAUUUUCUCACUCUCGCCUCGCCCAUUCUCUCGGAACAGCCAUCAUCUUAUCCCGGCACUCGUGUCGUAGCCAGCAGUGGCAUCAUUCCUGGGCGUUGGAAGUCGAGUCCAGAAGGAGGACGAAGGAAGGAAGGAAGAAAGGAAGUAAAGCAGCGGCUUCGAGGAAUCAUGAUUUCCACAUCAAUGGCGUCAAUGACCCUGAGCUCGGCCUCGGCGCUUGCCUCGCCCGUUCCGCAUGCCCUUCGCGGUUUGGCUGAUUCUGGUCGCUCUUCGCGACAGGUCGUCCGCUGUUCCGCCACGAGAGACACCGACGAUGCCGAGAAGGCGCAACCUAUGGAGACAAUUAAGAAAGUAGCAUGCGGACUUUGUGCUGCGCUUACGAUUGCCACUGCCAUGCCUUCCUUCGCGGCAAAUACAAACAAUCAGGCGAGACUUCCCCCACUUUCUAGAGACCCUGACAGGUGCCAAAAAGCGUUCGUCGGAAACACUAUUGGCCAGGCCAAUGGAGUGGCCGAUGUGCUCUUGGAUCUUCGCUUCUGCGACUUCUCCAACGAUCUGGUCAACUUGAAGGGCAAGACCCUCUCAGCUGCGCUCAUGUCGGAUGCAAAGUUUGAUGGAGCAGACAUGACCGAGGUGACCAUGUCCAAAGCAUAUGCUGUUGGAGCCAGCUUCAAAGGCACCACCUUCAAAAAUGCCGUCUUGGACCGAGUUGUGUUUGACAAGGCAGACUUGCGAGGUACUCAAUUCAUUAACACGGUCCUGUCGGGAAGUACCUUCACCGACGCAAAUCUAGCGGACGCCUCAUUCGAGGAUGCACUGAUAGGCUACGUUGAUAUCCAAAAGCUUUGUAGAAACCCCACUCUUUCUCAAGAAGCCAAGGAAACCCUGGCAUGUAAAUGAUCCAACGAAGUGCAAUAGCCUUGCAGCAUGUGCUGAAGAUCCAGGUGAUGCCCACAAGUAUUUAAUUCAUGAGCAGAAAAUUCGUUAAUUCGCU